AUAUAGUAUUGUUUGGAUGAAUGUUCCUAUAUCUAACAAAAAUAAUACGCGCAUUUGCGUGUGCAAAUGAUAUAUUAAUAGAGAAAUACUCAAAACGUUUGGAUGAAUGAUGUACACCCCUGCAGUUUUGCUCUACUCAAAACGUCAAACACUCGCAACCAGCAAUAUCAGGCCAGCUUGUAGCUAUACCGAGGUUCGUGCAUUGUUGUGAGAAACAUAGAGCUGUAGAUCUUGCGUUUCCCAAGGAACUCGAAGCAGAGAUUGAUUGUUAGCUCUCUCAUUCUCUGGUUCUUCGAAUUCUCUGUUUUUGUUUGCUGCUGAAUUCGCAAGCUUCGUGCCUUGAACGUGUUAUCUGCGCAUGAAGCCUGGGAGUGCUUUGAUUUGCUUUGCUUGGUGAGAUUCAAAAGAUUUUAGGAGAUGAAUAGUUCGGAGACAUAGAAUCAGCAGAUUCUUUGCUCCAACGAAAAUCUAAAAUCUUAUGAAUUGACUAUUAUAGAUUGGUUCUAUAGAGUGGUGGAAAUAAUGGCUAUCGGAUUGUCUUCUAUCAUCCCGAGGUUGCAAAUGGAGGAGAAUGGAGAAGAGAACGAGAAUCGACGGGGAGGAGAAGAAAAUGGAGAAUGGAGAGAGGCAGAAUCAUACUCAUGAAGAUGGUGGGUUGUUUCCUGGAGGCCUUGGAUCUCUUCCACAAGAUGCUGCAAACAGGUCCUAAACCCAAUGAGUUUACCCUGGUAAGUGUCCUGGCAGCCUGUGCAAAUCUAGUGGCAUUGGAUCAAGGAAGGUGGAUCCAUGUCUAUAUUGAAAGGGGUGAGGUCAAGAUCAAUGAGCAAUUGCUAGCUAGCCUAAUAGACAUGUAUUCAAAGUGUGGACAGAUAGAAUUUGCAUCAAAGGUUUUCUGCAAUGGACGUGGUCUGAGGAGGAAGGUUUGGCCUUGGAAUCCCGUAAUUGGUGGUUUUUCAAUGCAUGGAAAAUCCAAGGAAGCAAUUGAAAUUUUUGAACAAAUGAAGCUUGAAAAAGUUUCUCCGAAUAAGGUGACUUUUAUUGCCAAGUUAAAUGCUUGCAGCCACGGAAAUAUGGUCGAUGAAGGAAGAGGUUAUUUUGAGUCCAUGGCAAGUUGUUAUGGAAUUGAGUCUGAGAUAGAGCAUUAUGUGGUGUAUGGUAGAUCUACUGGGCCGUGCUGGAUUCUUGGAGGAAGCUGAAGAGAUCAUAUCUAGCAUGCCAUUGGCUCCAGAUGCUGCCAUAUAGGGAGCAUUACUUGGUGCUUGUGAAAUCCAUAAAGACAUGGAAAGGGGAGAGAGAAUAGGAAAGAUAUUAAAAGAACUAGAUCCUAACCAUAUCGGCUGUCGUGUUCUUUUGGCUAAU
This is a messenger RNA of Juglans regia (Persian walnut), 1359 nucleotides long. Its product is annotated as pentatricopeptide repeat-containing protein At4g18840-like. Gene Ontology annotation, biological process: RNA modification. Gene Ontology annotation, molecular function: RNA binding; protein binding. The transcript is spliced from 3 exons. Lineage: Eukaryota; Viridiplantae; Streptophyta; Magnoliopsida; Fagales; Juglandaceae. The coding region runs from base 618 to 1196 and encodes 192 amino acids. The record is from RefSeq and is a predicted model, not a curated record.